AUGGCUCAACGCGUCAGUAUAUCGAACGGUCGCAAGGAAUCAGUCACCGAGAAUGAAAACAUCCUUGUUCCAACCCCAUCUCAGUUCGAGAAGCUUUACCUUGCUCCAGAAAAAGCAGUAGCAGGUGAUCUCCGACUCAAAUUUGGAAAUCCAACACCAGUUGCCCUUGGUGGCUUCCUGCUUGCAAACACACCAGCAACCAUCAUGCUUAUGGGCUGGAGAGGAGCUGGUGGUGGUGCAGGCGAUGCCACCGCAGGUGUUGGUGGCAUUGGAGAGUGGAUUCUCGGCAACACUUUCUCAUCAGUCGUCUUCUUUACAUUUGGAGGAUAUUGGGGUGCGUUUGGAGCAACAGUGACUCCAUUCUACAACGCGGUCGCGGCCUAUCAAAAUGCUGCUGGCUUCUACAACUCCUUUGCUUGGUUCCUCCUUUGGAUGGGUGUUCUCUGCCUCCUCUACGCAAUUGCUGCUCUACGCACGAACAUCUGCCUGGUCGCCAUCCUCCUCUGCUUCACCAUCACAUUCCCUUGCUUGACUGCUAGCUACUUCGCGGCCGCUGAUGGACACAUGGCCUUGGCUGUCUCGACCAGAGUUGCAGGUGCUGCGUUUGCUUUUGUUGCUAGCAUUGUUGCGUGGUACUUGUGGUUCAGCAUGAUAUUGGAGAGUGUCGACUUUCCUCUCACGUUGCCAGUGGGUGAUCUCAGCAAGUUUGUCAAGGGCAAGAGCGAGAAGAGCAUGGUAUAG
Molecule: messenger RNA, 741 nt
Organism: Lithohypha guttulata
Lineage: Eukaryota; Fungi; Ascomycota; Eurotiomycetes; Chaetothyriales; Trichomeriaceae
Exons: 2
Coding region: 1-741 (246 amino acids)
Cellular component (GO): plasma membrane
Molecular function (GO): acetate transmembrane transporter activity
Source: RefSeq, a predicted model, not a curated record